Messenger RNA from Caenorhabditis remanei, 204 nucleotides. RefSeq lists its product as uncharacterized. Bases 1 to 204 code for a protein of 67 amino acids. The transcript has 2 exons. Lineage: Eukaryota; Metazoa; Nematoda; Chromadorea; Rhabditida; Rhabditidae. The record is from RefSeq and is a predicted model, not a curated record.
AUGCAACUCUCCGUCGUUUUCCUUCUUGUCGUUCUCUGCUUGGCCGCUGUCAUCGCUAUUCCAAUUAGUGAUGCAUCCCGUGCUCGCCGUGAUGCCGUCUCGGAGAAGCGUCAAACGAAGUCUCGUUCCGGAUACAUCCGCUUCGGAAAGCGACGAGUCGACCCAAAUGCCGAACUUCUCUAUCUCGACCAACUUCUUCUCUGA